UUAGCUUUAGCUAACAUAUUUACGGCCAAAAUAGAAAAAGUAAUACUCAGACAAAGCACCACAAAACCAACUUUUUGGAAAAGAUUCAUAGAUGACGUGAUGUCUAUGUGGACAAGCAGAGACAAAAUAGAGGAUUUCCUUGUGAAGGCAAACAGUUUUCACUUAACGAUCAAAUUCACGGCUGAAAUCUCAGAAACAGAAACCACAUUCUUAGACACGAAAGUGUACAAAGCCCGGCAUAGUAAAUCGAACGUUCGAAAAUGGAACUCAAUCGAACUCAAUCUGUGGAUUGAGUUCGAUUGAGUUCGGCAAUCGAACGAAAUCGAACACCACACUUUCAGUGUGGAAUUCAAUCGAACAAAUCGACCUCAAUCCGUCUGAUUGUGUUCGAUUGAGUUCGGAAACCGAACUCAAUCGAACACAAUUAAAUGGAUUUCGUUCGAGGGAUUAUAGGAUGACUCCAGUCCUUUCAUUAAUUGUACUCAGAGUCAAAAUCUAGGCCCCAGCUGCGCUCUUUUCUGUGAUUAUAACGUUAACAUAAGCAUAAGUUUGAAUACGAGCAGUCGCGACAAAGGUAGCUGUGGUUUCGUUUCCUUAUGAGUAGUUUGAUUUCUUAUUCUAAUAUUACUGGCACUUUUCAAAGAGAUGAAUGCGUGGGGAACACCACACUUUGAGUGAAAAGAAAACUGACGAGCUGGGCCCAGCGUGAUACAGCAUUGCAGAAAAACAUUACACUCACGGACUAAAGAAAAUCGCUUAGAUCAGAUCCAGAAGGCACUUUGGAGAAAAUUGGAACCCUUAUUCAGCCGUAAUAAAAAAGCUUUACGCUUCAAAAGAGGUCAAAGAAAAUGCGCUUGCAUCAGAGGGCAAAUCCUGCCGACCAGAAAACAAUAACUACAGUCAAUCGAUAUAUACAGAUGUAUAUGUCAUGCCCUCUUAGUGUGAAACAUGCGGCUAAAACCACAUUUGCUCAGUAAAAUGCAGAACCUUCCAGAGCAUAAUCUACCCAGCAGAUAAAAACAACUUUAUUGGAAUAAGAAGCAUUUUGGCAUGAAGUAAAAGUCGUAUAGGCCUACCCGCCCCCUUCAUUGCACGAAAAAUUGGAUUUACUCACAUUUACUCAUGAGGAAAUAUGAUGCAAACGCGGUGCAAAUGUGUGGCAAACAUAGUAAAUGCCGUAUUUACUUCACUUUUACAUAGGGCUUGUAAAUGUGUGAGUAAAUACGGCCCUUUGACUAUGCAUUUGAAGCUUACGAUCCACAACGCAUCUGAAGCCAUUUCUGCGGAAUUUCUUCGUUUACGAAAAACACGUGCGCUAUACUCAGGGCUGAAGUAACUCGAGCUUCUAAGAUCUGGUAAUGGAUUUUCAACGUCCGUUUUACAUAAAUCACGAGUUCGAAAAUCGAACGUUCGAUUGGGUUCGAUUGAUUUUUUUUCUUUUCGGUGAGUUCGAUUUCGUUCGAUUGCCGAACUCAAUCGAACUCAAUCCACCGAUUGAGUUCGAUUGAGUUCGAUUUAGUUCGAUUGAAAUUUAGUUCGAUUGGGUUCGAUUUACUAUGCCGGGACAAAGGUGACAGAUUCAAUAAGGAAUCUACAGAAAACUCUCAAUACACGAAUUUCUAUUCGUGUCACCCACCAGGCGUCACGAAAAGUUUUAUAAAAGGAGAAGCUUUAAGGCUUCUGAGAACAAAUUCCUCUCAAUUUACUUUUGAGGAAAACAUGAGUAAUUUAAAA
This is a messenger RNA of Porites lobata, 1734 nucleotides long. The record is from the annotation of a GenBank genome assembly. NCBI's taxonomy places the organism in Eukaryota, Metazoa, Cnidaria, Anthozoa, Scleractinia, Poritidae.